AUGGCGAACUCUACGCUUUGUAUUCUUGGCUGCGGCAACUUGGGAGGAGCCAUCCUGAAGAGCUUAAUCGAUGGCCCCAAUGAUAAAGAGGGUAGCGCGCCAUUCAACCGCUUUAUUGCAUGUGUUCGGAGUCAAGAGUCCGAGCAGCGUUUGGCCGCGCAAUUCCCCAACCGCUCACAAAGCUUGGUGAUUACGCGAGACAACAUCCAGGCUGUCCAAGACUCAGACGUGGUAGUUUUGGGCGUGGACCCCGCUGUGGUCGAGAAAGUGCUGUCAACUCCCGGUCUCAGUGAGGCUUUAUCGACCAAGCUCCUCAUCAGCGUCGCUGCUGGCUGGACCCGGCAGAAGCUUGAGACCACCCUGUAUGGCAGUCCGACAACAAACAGCAAUGCCAGCGGUCGAGCAUGGGUUGUACGCACACUGCCUAAUAUUGCCGCAUCGGUCUCGCAAGGCCUCACAGCCAUCGAGAUCUCAGAGCCAGAGGUCCCCGAGCACUACCAGCAGAUCACAGAUGCGGUCUUCGACAAUUUGGGGAAGACAGUGCACAUCCCCCCAACCUUGAUGGAUGCCACGACGGCGGUGGCCGGAUCGACUCCCGCAUUCUUUGCCGUGAUCGUCGACGCUAUGAUUGAUGCGGCCGUGGCAGUUGGCGUGCCGAGAGACCUGGCACGGACCAUGACUGUUCAGGCUAUGACCGGAACAGCAGCCCUUCUGCAAAGUGGCAUGCAUCCGGCAGUCUUGAGGGAUCAGGGCACGUCGCCUGAGGGAUGUACCAUUGGAGGUUUGAUGGUUAUGGAGGAAGCUGGGGUGCGCGGCCAUGUUGGGAGAGCCUUACGGGAAGCCGUAACCAUUGCACGCCUUAUGGACGGUACACGUCAUUUGAAUGAUACUAGAGAGUAG
Aspergillus pseudonomiae is the source of this 900-nucleotide messenger RNA. Its product is annotated as pyrroline-5-carboxylate reductase family protein. The record is from RefSeq and is a predicted model, not a curated record. Lineage: Eukaryota; Fungi; Ascomycota; Eurotiomycetes; Eurotiales; Aspergillaceae. Gene Ontology annotation, molecular function: pyrroline-5-carboxylate reductase activity. The coding region runs from base 1 to 900 and encodes 299 amino acids. Gene Ontology annotation, biological process: L-proline biosynthetic process. The transcript has 2 exons.